AUGUAUCUAUCAGCCAAGGCUGUGGCCAUUGUCUUGGUCACGCUGCAAUUCGGAGCAGUUCAUGGCCAGCAGCAUAAGCCUAUGAUUCUCGCAGAUACCAACCGUGACGGUAUCGUGGAUGACAGCGAUGCCACGGACAGAACAUUCUGGCCCCCUUCUCGCGGCGCCAUCUUCCUACCAAACGUCGGCGACUCUCUCAAACGCUGUCCUAAUCAGGAUCUCCAGGGCAACCCUCUCAGUAAUCACGAGCUAGCAUCUUGUCACGAUGCUUCUGGCCACCCACUCCUUGAGCCAAGCCUGGUUGCUCCCCUGAAAUCGAUCCCAUUGGAAGUUUCAGACGACACUAUUGCCCACAUCUCCGCCACGCCUGACGCCGCAUCUGAAAGGGUUCGUCUCUUUUACGUGAAUGAUUCGUCCGCCAACCCCGCCGAGACUGCCUCUUGGAGCUUUGUGGAUCCUGAAUUUACCUUCAAUGCAAGCCAUGUCCAAGCCGGUAUCACUCUCGGGAUUGACGGGCGUGAGUUUGUGAAGGAUUUUGCAAAAUGGGACGGCAAAGUAAGGGUGCAUUUGGAUGUCCACGCCAAUGGCACUGUCAUAUUCGACGUCGUUGAGCUCAAGGUGGCUCCAGUUCUGACCCAUCACCAUCUCCAACGUGUCAGCGCCUUUGUCAGUACUGCGGCAAACGAGUCUGAACCUGUACAGCUCGGUUUUCUCAGCCGACUUGAUGAAGCGCGGAAGGCGGCAGGGAUAAAGGAGCCAUUAUAUCUGUUCAAUCAGAGUGACGAUAUUUGGGCCCAGGAUUUUGUUGAACCAGCAUAUGCUAGCAUGCCUAGACCUAACGGCCAACCGAUCUCGCUCAGAAUUAUGUUGAGGUCGGCACAGUCAGUUCGUACUGCUGGAAGACACGUCUUUGAGCAGCUCCGCGGGAAAGGCGUUGGUGGUUCCCAGCCUGAGGGGGGACGCGGCGGCUAUGGCGCCCGAGAAAUCAACGCAUACGGCAACCUCGAAACGAUCCCACCUUACACGUCCAAGAGUAGAGUCAAAUAUCCUGCCGGCCGGAUUAUUUAUGGCAAGUAUUAUGACAAGAUGCCAGCGGAAGCCACGAUUGCCUGCUUGGAAGGCCAAGAGCUUCAGAACCCUCUUUCCUUGAGUCUGGAUGGCUACUCAUCGGUCACGUUGAUGACAGCGGCGCAGGGUGGUGUGCGGGCGAUUUCUUUCAAUGGGUCUGUUGAAGGCUCCUUUUCUAUCACGAAAGAGGAGCUGGCCAUGACAGUCGAUGAGCUUCUUGCAAACGAGACAUUUCCCGAGGUCAACGCUUAUGCGCAGAGACAUAUUGAUGGUAAUCUGGGAAUCCUGCUCGCUGAGAUACCUAUCCUUCGGGAUCAUGUGAUUCGCAUCCCCUCGCUUUUCAAGGCUCCCAAGGUGUCUUCGCUCUCCUCGUUAACUGAAACCGUAAUGGAGGGCGAGUAUUUGUUAGUGAGCUUCAGCCCGGCGGCUAUCAAUGGCGUCGUGUUGGGCAACUACUACGUGAGUCCCAAGACUUGGGGCCCCGUGGUUGAGGGACGAGACAUUUUGGAGUUUGCCAUCCGGGAGGUAUAUGCAAAGGCUGGCAUGGAGGUCGGGUUUGUGGACGAUUUCAUGUCGCAUCACCACACCUUUGGCGAGGUGCAUUGUGGAAGCAACACUUUCAGGGAGACGGACGCAGCGUGGUGGGAGUAG
Colletotrichum costaricense is the source of this 1719-nucleotide messenger RNA. RefSeq lists its product as uncharacterized. The coding region runs from base 1 to 1719 and encodes 572 amino acids. Gene Ontology annotation, cellular component: cytoplasm. Gene Ontology annotation, molecular function: protein-arginine deiminase activity; calcium ion binding. Lineage: Eukaryota; Fungi; Ascomycota; Sordariomycetes; Glomerellales; Glomerellaceae. The record is from RefSeq and is a predicted model, not a curated record. The transcript is spliced from 2 exons.